AUGGACUUUCAAAUGAAUAACGAAGAUCCAAGCAAAUGGUCAGUUGGUGAGGUGUGCGAAUGGAUUCAAACGUUGGGAGUUCGACCUUACGUCGUGAGUCGAUUUCGGGAGGCUGAAAUAGACGGCCAAAAAUUGAUGAAUAACUACAUUAACUAUAAUUUUCUGAAGGAUCAUAUGAAUAUCGAGAACUAUUAUGACCAAUUCAACAUAGUGAUGUCGAUAGCUUUACUCCAUAGAAAUGAUGAACAAACCAUUGUUCCUCUAAUCUUUCCUCCAAUGGAACUUCCAUCGAUACGAGAACAUAGUGAAUGGCCUUAUACUACAAAAACCACAGAGGUUAGCGGAGAAGAAUUGACAGUAGACGAAGAAGAUCUUGAGGAGGAAGACUUGGAUGAAGAAGAUU
This is a messenger RNA of Acaulospora morrowiae, 403 nucleotides long. The record is from the annotation of a GenBank genome assembly. NCBI's taxonomy places the organism in Eukaryota, Fungi, Glomeromycota, Glomeromycetes, Diversisporales, Acaulosporaceae.